Molecule: messenger RNA, 5733 nt
Organism: Emiliania huxleyi CCMP1516
Lineage: Eukaryota; Haptophyta; Isochrysidales; Noelaerhabdaceae
Exons: 9
Coding region: 1-5733 (1910 amino acids)
Cellular component (GO): membrane
Source: RefSeq, a predicted model, not a curated record
AUGCGCCUCCUUCUUCUGCUCUGCCUUCUUGCGGGGCUCGCGAUCGCCGAGAGCGGCACCACUCUCAAGGGCCACACCCUCGGCUCGGACUCGGUCGUGCACGCCAGCAUCGACCUCGACGGGCACUCGACGGAGGCGGCGCGCUCGGCGCCACCUGGCUUUGAGACGGUUGGGAGCACCUCCCAGCCAGCGUGCGGCGCCAGCCGCAACAUGCUGGGCGUCCCGACCGACGUCCAGCGCAAGAUCGACAACCGCGGCAGCCUCGGCGGGCCGCGCAAGACCUGUUCCGCCUUUGACGGCUGCCGCGGCGGCGGCGACUACGCGGAGAAGAUGGUGAGUGUCGAACUCGCCGGCGCCGGCGCGGCCGGAUCGAGCGCACAUCACGUGCCGAACGCCUCUGCGUCGCUCGGCGAGGACGCGUGCGCGGAGGCGGCCAAGAGGAAGAAGUGCGUCAUGAACGAGUGCGCGUGCGCGACCAGCGAGUCUUGGGACGCCUCAGGCACCUGCGGUGCCGACGGCGGCGAGACAUUGGGGCAGUCACGGCCGACAAUCGAGAUCGCGCAGGGCGAGAAGCUGCUCCAGGCCGGCGCGCGCGGCUUCGUGCGCGCCAUCGUCGACAAGAUCAGCACCUUAGUGGCGGUGACGCAGCAGGGCCCGCUACGCUCUGAGCGCAUGGCUUGCGCGGACCUGUCGCAGAUGAACGCGGCGGAGGGCGCCGUCCUGACGGCGGCCGUGCUGCCCUUCGCCCACGAGUACGGCGCGGCGGCGGCCGCGACCACCAGCGGCCCCAUCGCGGGCGACACGGAUCACGGCCGGUUCGACCUCAGCCAGUGGCUCAGCGGCGGCUGCGCCGGCGGCGGUUGCGGCGGUGGCUAUGGCGGCUCCGGCGGCGGCAGCGGCGGCUCUGGCGGCGGCGGCGCAAGCAGCCGGCAGGCGACGGAGGCGGCGCUCUCGACAGCGCGCCGCACCCAGCGCUCGCUCCAGAGCGCUGGCACGCACGGCGCGAUCAUCGGACGAAAGGGGCGGACGGUGCAGACCUUUGUGCACCCCUCGAGCGCGUCCGAGCUCAUUGGCGCUGAGACCGCCCCUUCAACGGCCGCUGUCGAGGCGAACCUCGCCGUCGGCGGGGCUGAAGUCAUCGGCGAAGAGCACGGCCUCGCCGCACAGCUCCACGCGGGCAAGGGGCGCGUCGGCACCGGCGGUGGGAGUGGCUCCUCCCCACCCGGCCUCCUACUGGGCAGUACGUCCAGUCCCGGCGCUGACAGCGACGUGGUCAUCGACCCUUCGUCGGGCGUGACCGCGACUGUCCGCGCGAGCGCCAUGGCGCACCCCACUGGCACGCGGGCGGCGGCGGCCCGUGCGGCGUCCGCCGUGCAGGGCAGCAACACGAGUCGGCUUGCGUCUCCCAAGGCGCUUCCCUCUGGCAAGUUGCCAGACGCGGCAGAGCCCAUCCUCCCCUGCCGCGCCGACGACGGCGAGGCGCUGGGCACGUCGUGGGCCACCGGGCAGCAGCAGCUUCGGCCUACGCAGGGCGAGAAGCUGCUCCAGACCGGCGCGCGCGGCUUCGUGCGCGCCAUCGUCGACAAGAUCAGCACCUUAGUGACGGUGACGCAGCAGGGCCCGCUGCGCUCUGAGCGCAUGUUGGAAGGACUGCUGGAAGACGUCAAAGAGGCGGUGGGCGAGCCGUUGCGCGUGCUUGGCGAGCCGCCGGCGUCCGUCAAGGACGUUUACGAGAAGCAGCCGGCGAGCGCCCCUCGGCUGUUUCUGUGUGCGAGCCUUAGUAGCCCGCGCAUGACGGAUUGCCUGUGUGUUUGCGUGCAGGGCGAUGCCGAGUUCGGCUCUACGAUCAGUCCCGUCUACAGCAGCAGGACGGAGAGCAUCGCUCGGGGACGCGAAAACGUCCUGCCAAUGAACGACACGUCGCCCGAGUUGCGGCCCGCCGACGCUGGGAAGCCCGAGAAGCUGGUUGAGACUGGGCUCGGCGCGCCCGUCUCUAGCAUGCACGCCGGCGGCGAGUGGCGGGCGAACGACGGAUUGGCGGACGUUUCUCGAGUCCCAACCAAGGAUCGCUUCCUCCAGCUUGGCCGGGCCGUCGACCCUCUUCUCGCGGCCACGCUUGAGGAGCCGGCGUGGCCUGCAGAGGUCCGCGCCGCUCAGAUCGCCGAUUCGAACGCGGUCGAGUCUAUCUUCUCGGUCUUAAGUGUGUGCGCCUACUGGCAGCCACGCUGCGCCGCGCCGGCGUGGCAGGUGGAGCCUCGUCACGCGCUCAUCGACGAGCUCUACAAGACCGACAAGCCUCCCGCGGGCCCGCCGGCCGACGAGCUCUCCAUCGGCAAGCCCUCCCCGUUCCACUUUCCCUUCACAAGCGGACCCUCCUCUUCCGCGCUUGGCCGCACCCAGCAGCGCGGUCAGCUUUGGGCCGCCUUAUUCUUGCUGCUCGGAGCAUGCGGGCUGCUCUCGGUCACAAACUGCGGAAGCUACCACGUCUUCUACCUCCAGCCCGCGACGACAUGUAGCCUGGGCUACUGCUGGGCGAAUCCUCCUCCGCCGCCGCCGCCGUCUCCGCCCACUUCGCCCGCUCCGCCGUCUCUUCCGCCGUCGCCCCCGCUGCUGCCUCCCGCUUCGCCGUCGCCGCCCCCUUUCUCUCCGCCGCCGCCGCCGCCCUCUCCGCCGCCUCUUUUACCCGACAUGGUGCAGCUGAGCUGUGAUUUCGAGGUCGACGCUUGCGUCUGGAACAACACCGCGCCGGACGGGUACUUUUGGACGCGCUCGAGCGGCGGCACGCCAUCGUCCGACACAGGCCCGAGCGGCGACCACACCACUGGCUCGGGCUACUACCUCUUCACCGAGGGCUCUGGGAUCAACAACAAGCUGCACCAGCUCGAGAGCCCGCUCUUCUCGCUCCAGCAGGACGCCACCCUCUCCUUCGCUUACCACAUGUACGGCUCGAGCAUGGGCACCCUCUACUUCGAGGCAAACAACAACGAGACGGGCUGGUCGACACUCUGGAGCAAGACCGGCGACCAGGGCGACGCCUGGCUCGACGCGGCGGUCGUCCUGCCCGCCUCCACGACACAGGUGCGUUUCAACGGCCGGACGGGGCCGAGCUUCCGCUCGGACAUGGCGCUGGACGACGUCUCCUUCUCGCAGCUUGUGCCUCCGUCGCCGCCGCCGUACCCUCCGGCCAAGGCGCCGGUCCCGCCGCCGCCGCCGCCGCCGUCCCUUCCGCCGCCAUCCCCGUCGCCGCUGCCGCCGCCGCCGCCGUCUCCUUCACUCCCGCCAACACCGCCGCCGCCGCCCUCUCCGCCGCUGCCUCCUCCACUACCGCCAUCACCGCCGUCUCUGCCACCAGCACCGCCGCCAACCUACGCCGCGAGCACCUUCACCGAGCUACGCGACACGGUGAACAACCAAACCGGCAGGCCUGGCGCCCUCGUCGUCGAGCUGCCAGAGGGAGCCCGCCUCGAGUGGGCCGUCUGCUCGCAGCUGCGCGUGCACGUCGCGCACAUGAUGCUGCGGAGCGUGGGCGCCGGCGCAACCCUCGACGCCAGGAACUGCUCCCGCCACUUUGACGUCGCCUUUGGCGGCACGCUCGAGCUCGAGCGCGUGCACCUCGUCAACGGCGGUGCGCAGGCGAGUGGCGGGGCGGUCAAGGUCAAGAUCCUCUUCGGCUUCUACCAGAUUUGCACCGUCUUGUCGUCUACCUACUCCGCGCGGCUGCCGGACAAGUACACGAGCUGGACGGACCAGCUGGCCAACGUGAUCUCCAUCGACUGGUCAGGCGUCUUCCUGCCGAAGCAAUGCCUUGACUACGACUUGCGGCUCCUCGCCAUCGCUCUCUCCCCCGUCGCCCUCAUCGCGCUGCUAAUGAUCGCGGGAAUAAGUCUGCGGCUCCACCGCUGGCGUGCUGCCUCUGCGCCGCGCGCGAGGCCGUGGUACGCGGAGGCGGCCCUCGGCCUCCUCGACCUCACGCCGGCCGGCCUCGUGCUCGUCUUCUGCUUCGCCUACACCGUCUCUCCGCCAAACGAGCCCCUGCGGCAGGUCUCCUACAUGCGGCAGGACGCGAGCGUCGAGUGCGGCUCCGACGAUCACGGACCCAUCACCGACCUCGCCAUCGGCUUCAUCGUCCUCUGGCCCGCCGGCUCGCUGGUCCUCUUCACGUCGCUCCUCGCCGCUUGCUACAAGCCGCUGCAGGCCAAGACGCCGAAUGCUCUGACGCGGGCCACCGCCUUCCUCCACCGGGAGUACGAGAAGACCUGGUACUGGUGGGAGGCGGUCGAGCUGGCGCGCAAGCUCGUGCUGACUGGCUUCGUGCUGCUGAUACCGGAGGAGCGAGCCUUUGUUCGCCUCGUGGUGGCGACCCUGAUCUGCUCCUGCUACGCCGUCGCACUCGCCGUCGUUCGGCCGUACAAGCGGGUCGAGGACAACGUGGUCGCCGUCGCCACGAGCCUCGUGCUCCUCCUGCUCUUCCUCGGCACCAACUGGAGCACCAUCUUCCUCGGCAUCGAGGAGCGGUAUCAAGGAGCCGACCCCGCCGAUGUCCUCGGCUUUGGCCAGCUCAAUGUGAUCGUCGACUCGAUGAUCAUCCUCGUUGCAGUCGUGCUCGCCUUCUUCCUCGUCGGCGCCAUCGCCGCCGCCCGCCGCGUCGCCAAGAUCCCCACGAUCCGACUCGCUUCGACCAAGCAACCUCCCGAGCUGAGCAUCGUGAUGGGCCUCACGUGGCACCUCUUCAACAGCCACAUCUGGUCGACCGGUCAGGACGCCGUCAAGGUAGAUGAUCUAAAAGACAUCGGGGCGCUCGAGGAGUACAUCCAACGCUCGCAAGUGAUGCUCUUCUUCCUCUCGAGGGGCUACUUCCGCUCCAAGAACUGCCUCCGCGAGAUCCGCUCGUCGCUCGAGAAGGACAAGCCGCUCGUCCUCGUCCAAGAAGCGGACCCUGACAAGGGCGGCGGGACGCUGCAGGCGCUGCGCGCCGAGUGCCCCGAGGAGCUGCAGCCGGCCAUCUUUGACAAGGACUGGCCGCUCACGAUCUGGUAUCGCAUCGAUGAGUUUCAGCUCAUCUCGCUCAAGAUCAUCGCCGAGGCGCCGCCGGCCACAGCCAGCCGCUCCGCAGCUGUGCUCCUCUGCUCGCCCAACUAUCUGAGCAAGACCUCUCUCCCGCUCUGCGUGUCGGGCGAGCCCGAGAGCCAGUCGCUCGCCUUUUUCAAACCGUGCACGCUCUGGGCCUCGCCGGCCAACGCGGGGGCACUGGACCUGGCCAACGAGAUCGCUGCCGCCUUUGCCGGCCUCACGAUCGCCACCGCCGAUGCUCGGCCGGCCACCGCGACGCACAUGCUGCUCUACCUCAACAAGGACAGCUUCGUCAGCGACGAGCGGCUGGCCGAGCAGGUCAAGCAGGCGCGCGAGGACAGGCUGAAGAUCGUCACUGCGCACGAGAACGACCCGGACCUCGGCGGCUGCCAGUUCUCGAAGCUUUUCGAAACCACGCCGCAGGUGUCGCUCGUGCUUUUGGCAAAGAGCCUCGGCGCGACCCCCGCUCGGUCGCGGGCGGACCAACUCGUUUCGGGCAGCAUCGCCGAGCGCGGCAGCCUCGUGGUGAAGCGCAGCCUUGGCGGCCUCAGCCGCGUGUUCGCCAAGACGAGCAGCCGCAGCUCUGCGGAGGCUUCGGUGCGCGAUGUCUCUGGAGGCGAGGCGUCAUCAUCGGCAUCGGUGCCGGUGCAGCAGCAGGUCUGA